Molecule: messenger RNA, 675 nt
Organism: Adineta steineri
Lineage: Eukaryota; Metazoa; Rotifera; Eurotatoria; Adinetida; Adinetidae
Source: the annotation of a GenBank genome assembly
AUGUCUUCGUUUUUUGUUGGACUCUUAACUCUGCUAUUACUGAACCAAUUUGCGAAAAGUUUAUAUGUAACACCAACGUUUGAAGAUGAACGUGGCUUUCAAUCGGCUGGAUAUCCAGCGAUGACGAAAGAACGUGCAUAUCAACUUCUCUAUCCAUCGAUCAGCAGUCGAUCAAGUGCAGAUGCAUUUCUUGAUAAGCUCGUUGUGCCAGGUGGAGAAACACCAAUCAAGUUUUUCUGGUCAGGUUUUGGUGUUCCUAAUAGUGCUGAAGUAGCUGCUGAAAUAGCACGUUAUCAUAAUGGAGUAACACUUGAGAUGCUACUUGAAAGACCAGAAAAUGCUGCUGUAAAACAACAAAUGUGUAUUUGGCCGGCAAGAGAGGAUAUCUCGCCUGUUGCUGAAGCUUGUCGAGCACAAUGGAGACGUCUCUCGCAGGUAUAUGCAGAGAAAGCACGAGGACCUGUCACUCCCAUACUUGGUGAUCACGUAGCGCCUGACAGUGUAUGGAUGACACAUGAAAAAAAUGCUCUCAAUCAGAGUCAACAAAAAGGAAACUAUAUUUAUGGAUUUCAACGUCCAAUGAAUCUUUACGAAGUAUACUGCGUCAAAAUGGCUAAGUCUAGAUCCGAUUAUCCAGAAAUUAAAGAAAAAAUAUGCACGAAGCAAACUGGUUAA